Owenia fusiformis is the source of this 952-nucleotide messenger RNA. Lineage: Eukaryota; Metazoa; Annelida; Polychaeta; Sabellida; Oweniidae. The record is from the annotation of a GenBank genome assembly.
CAAACUUCCGGUUACAGAUUUUUCAAACUUUUAAAAAGUUUCUACUUAUUUAGUCCUUACAUUAAAUAUACGUAUUUUUAAUUAAUGUUAACUAUCUACAAUGAUUGGACAAAGUCUUGCACUACUUGCUGGAGUGUUUGCAUCUCUAGCAACCGUCGCAGGAAAACUUGCAAUGUCCAGUGAAAUUGCUGAUUUUUUCUUGGGCCUGUGUCAGAAGCAAAUGUCAUCUGAAAUGAAUCCUCAAUGUGGAGAGAUUAUCUUCGGAUUAAGGGCAAUAUUCUUUGGAAUGAUAUUCCUAUUCAAUGCCAUAAUGUGGACAUUGUUUACAAAGUCCCUUCAGAAGUGCUCAUCGUCGCUUGUUGCCACAGUCACCAAUACAGCUUCAAACUUUUUUACAUCGGCAUUAUUGGGUAAACUUUUAUUUGGUGAGAUCCUAACAUUGCGUUGGUGGUGUGGUGCUUCAAUGAUAGUUCUAGGGCUGUUGUUGAUUCACAGAGGAAGCCCAAAGUCAAAGGAGUCAGAUGACAAAGGCAAGAAAGUGUCUUAGGUUUAACCACGGAGAAAGCUGUCAACAGAGAAAUCUUGUGACAAGGAAGUACAGUACAAUGGAAUUAGAUGCUUUGCCUACAUGUCUGGUGCUCUGCUCCUUCAAUUGGAACAAUGAUGUGUAAUUCCAGUGUUGCAAGGAAAGACUGGGUGGCCUUAAUUACCCUGAUAAUGCCCAAGAACAUUUGCACCAUCAGUGUGUUGGAACAAUAUAUGAGUGCAUUAUUCUUCUGAGAAAAUUUAAAUGUAUUAGAAUGGAUAUAGAGCAUGUUAGCUAAAUUUUAUUUCCUCAAAGAUAAAUGAGAGAUGAUGAACCUCAAAUGUAUAAAAAGUAUACAAAAAGCCACAUGUCAUGGAAUUAUGAGAUAGAAAAUAUUGUAAAACUUAGUUUCAAUCUGUGUAUCAU